AUGUGCAAACCUGGUGGGGUGCGGCGCUCGCUUACGACGCUAGCAACCUUGGUCGCUCAACACCUUGAGCAGCAUCCUGAACAUAGUGGGCACCCAGUCAUCUCUUUACGUAUCAAUCAAGAUGUUGCAGAUGACCAUAUCAAUCUUAUUGAGGAUCUUCUGAAGGCAGUGUACCAGAGUUUGGAGGAGUACCCGACGCUCCAAAGCGAUGACUCCUACGAUUUUCACAACGAGUAUUGUGAACAUCUUCCGGAAGGCGCCCGAAGGAGAGAGCGGCUGAAACUCAUCCGUAAGGCUGUUAGUGCGCAGCUUGAGGCGACCGAAGAUCCCCAUACGUUCCUGAUCCUUGAUGGCCUCGAUAGAUGUGGUCCAACAUUACGCUACAUGCUGGAAUCAGAGCUCGCAGACCUGCAGCACAGGGGGGUAAAAGUUCUGUUGACCUCUCGUUUGGCUGUUUUUGAGCAAAAGGAAGCUCUGUGCUCUCACGAGCGUCAUGAGGAUAUUGCCGACAACGCGCUGGAUUUGUACCUGCAAUGCCGCAAUUGCCAACGAUUUGCAAUGUGCUUCCCCUGCAAAGACGCACAAAGGAUCUGUGACCGCUGUAACGUUGAGGGCAGUCUCUACGAACCGUAUGAUCACGUCAACAUUAGGGUACGAGUGCCUCAGGAGGCGAUGGCAAAGUUCGUCGCGUGGGAUCUCGAACGCGAGCACGGCGAUCUAGGGCUCAACAGUUCGGCUCGAAAACCACCCCUCUCGCUCUUGGGUGAGAAUCUGUUGUCCAACCAGGCCUCGAAACCCAUCCAAACGCUUGUAGACGACAUCACAGCAUACUCGUACGAGAAUAUAGGAAUAGCCAGAGCAAGACUAGAUCUCGUACAUGACAUGGAAUCUCUCGACAGCGUCCAAGCGAGAAAAGAUCAACUACCAGCUACCAUCAUCGCUUUAUACGAUGUAGGGCUGAGAGGUAUCGAGCAACAGUCUCCGAGUCAACGUGACCUCGCGUUGAAGGCCAUCGCGGCCGUCGCGCGAUAUGACGAUGGAGAAUCGGUUGAAGACUUAUUAGAUCAGUUGCGCGGGCCUGAGAACCCCGAGCUUCGAAGUGGCGAAGAAAUCGUGGAAGCAACAAGAGGCUGGCUUGUCGAUGUCCUGAAAGAUGGCCCUCAAAGAUUGAUGGUUUACAACACCAACUUCAUGUAUUACGUCGAACAACGAUAUCACCGGGGUAUUCAUCGCACAUCAGUACAGAUUGAAACUAACAGCCGUCGAAACACUGCCCGAUUUGAGCUGCAGAACAACUUUAAGGAACCUACAGAAGGCCAGCCGGCUAAAUUGACCAGAGCUGUUACAACCAUGCCGGCUAUAGAAGAAUCGCCAGCCCAUCCCUUCAUUGUUCGGAAAGGUACACUUGUCUGGAACUGA
This is a messenger RNA of Ascochyta rabiei, 1419 nucleotides long. RefSeq lists its product as uncharacterized. The transcript is spliced from 3 exons. The coding region runs from base 1 to 1419 and encodes 472 amino acids. NCBI's taxonomy places the organism in Eukaryota, Fungi, Ascomycota, Dothideomycetes, Pleosporales, Didymellaceae. The record is from RefSeq and is a predicted model, not a curated record.